Molecule: messenger RNA, 1071 nt
Organism: Dreissena polymorpha
Lineage: Eukaryota; Metazoa; Mollusca; Bivalvia; Myida; Dreissenidae
Exons: 5
Coding region: 91-1071 (326 amino acids)
Source: RefSeq, a predicted model, not a curated record
UUUUUCAAAUAAUCAUUCGAUCUCAACAAAAAAAUCAAACGUGUGAACCGUUAAGAGGGCAUUUUAUUAAUAACAAAUUAACCCUUAAAAAUGGAUGCAAAAUUUCGAGUGUGUUGUGUUUUAAUGUUUUUAGUUUUGACGGAUUCUAAGACCAAUGCCGUCGGUGAGAUUCUUGAAAACACAGUUGCAGGCGUUAAAGACACAGUCAAAUCUGCCAACAGCCUCAUAUUGGAAGCCGUAGAGAAUACAAUAGAAGCAGGGAAAGACAGUAUUGAGCGUGUUCAUGAACUCCACGAAAAGUUACUCGAUCCUUAUAAAAAGGUCAUGUCAAUGUUUAAGAUAGACAAAAUGGAGGAUUUUACUGAAAAUGUUUUGGAUAAAGUUCUUGAAAAGUUUGUGGAUAAAUUUCAUUGCAAGUUUGGGAUAAUGAAACGUUCGUUGUCAUGUCAAUCGACCAUGUGUUUCAACGCAAGUACCCUCCUGCCGGUGCUCAACCGGGGCCUCCCAUACGUCACCAGGGACGGGUUCGAGUCCCUGAGCUCGGUGCUGCUAUACUACGUCUCGAACAUGAAACUGUACUGCCACACGAACAUCGAAAUCGACCACCUGGAGGAUAUACAGAAACAUCAGCUUGACGUCAUACAUGCGUUUAGCGGGGGCGCGUCCGGGUUCCUCCGCCUGGAGAAGGUACAGGAGGCACUGGAAGAGCUCGAGGACACAUAUGACGAUUACAACGACAAGCGGGAGGACCGGAAACUCUCCCUGAACGACCUACUGGAGACGGACGACAUCCUCAAGGGACUAAGCCACAAGCACGACGAUCACCAUGACGACGACGGCCACGAUCACAGACGAAAACGAGGCACAAACGACCAUCCUCAUGACGUCAUAGAAAAGGCUUCUGAUGUGCUCGAAAAGCGCAAAGGUGAUCAUGAACACGACAUUGACUUUAAAGGUCAUGACGAUGACGAUCAUGAUGACAAAAAAGACGAUCACGAUGACGAUGAGUCUCACGAUGAUGAUGAUCAUGACGAUGAUGAUGACGUCAUAAAGAAAAAGGCAAUUAUUUAA